CAGCCCAACACAGUGAGCACAAAAAGAUAAACAAUUUGUACUCGACAUCUCCUGUGACAGGAGAUUGAAAAGGAUAGCUUUAGAUAUUAACUGUCUCAUAUUGACGCUAUCGAUACAUAGUUUCUGUGCAUUUCACCUUGAUUAGGAACGAAAAUAAGAAACGAGAGAAAUGUUGCGAACAAUCCUGUCGCGGGGUGUGCCCGCAUACUCCUUGAGGGUACCGGUGGCGACUUCUGCGAUUCGACAUGCUCAAACCACGACACGGGGGGAGCAAUCGGACAGGGAGAUGACGAUGCCUUUCGAGGAGUACCGCCAACUAAAGAAGAGUUUAAAGACAAGAGGUCGUAUUUUUGGAGUGCCAACUGGAUUCGGCUCAAUGUUUGGAACAUCGUUUGCUAUUCUGUCGGCGAAUCCAAAUAUAAUGGAGCCGCCAGCCAAUGUAGCUGACAUACAGCUGAUUAUGGGCAUGGACCCAAUGGUGGCCACCGUUCUGGCGACGAGUGUGAUGGGAGGAGUUGGCUAUGUAAUGGGCGGUGCUAUGUACGGACUUGUAUGGAGGUUAAUCAAUGGCCACAAGGCCAGGCAAAUAAGCUUGAGGGACGAAGACUUCUUAAACCGACUUGAUAAAUACCGAUUCUCGGACGAUCAGAAACAAGAGGACGAUUAUUACGGUGACAAAAUUAUAACGGUUGCCGAUUACCGGGCGUGGCUCAAAGACCAAAAUAAGAAGGCCAACAAGAACAUGCUGGACUUCCAAUGGCAUAAGAAGCCAGCGUUUAUGUGAGGCUGACGGCCACAUCCAAGUAGUUACAGCAAAUAAAUAAUCAAGAAUUUGCUGCACUUCCAAUGGCUUAAGAAGCCAGCAUUUAUGUGAGGCUGAUGGCCACAUCCAAGUAGAUACAGCAGACAAAUAAACAAGAAUAUGCUGGACUCCCAAUGGCAUAAGAAGCCAGCGUU
Sphaeroforma arctica JP610 is the source of this 957-nucleotide messenger RNA. RefSeq lists its product as hypothetical. The record is from RefSeq and is a predicted model, not a curated record. NCBI's taxonomy places the organism in Eukaryota, Ichthyosporea, Ichthyophonida. The transcript is spliced from 5 exons. The coding region runs from base 170 to 784 and encodes 204 amino acids. Gene Ontology annotation, biological process: protein import into mitochondrial matrix. Gene Ontology annotation, cellular component: PAM complex, Tim23 associated import motor.